Messenger RNA from Trichoderma aggressivum f. europaeum, 2079 nucleotides. Its product is annotated as transcriptional regulator family: Fungal Specific TF. The record is from RefSeq and is a predicted model, not a curated record. NCBI's taxonomy places the organism in Eukaryota, Fungi, Ascomycota, Sordariomycetes, Hypocreales, Hypocreaceae. Gene Ontology annotation, biological process: DNA-templated transcription; regulation of DNA-templated transcription. Gene Ontology annotation, molecular function: DNA-binding transcription factor activity, RNA polymerase II-specific; zinc ion binding; DNA binding. Bases 1 to 2079 code for a protein of 692 amino acids. The transcript is spliced from 5 exons.
AUGGCCCAUUCAGAUGAGCAAUCUGUAUCGUCGGCCACCAUCCACCUCGUCGGCAGGAAAAAGAAGCGCGCCUCAAAGGCCUGCUCGUGCUGUCGGACUCGCAAGAUCCGCUGCGAUGUGCUCAAGACGGGCGUUCCCUGCACAAAGUGCCAGCUCGACGGCUUCGAGUGCGUCGUCCAGGCUCGCAAGAAGAGGCGCGGCAAGAAUGACAUGGACAAGCAGUCGCCGUCGUCGGGCCAGGACUUGACCAUCACCGGUGCCGCAAGGCCGUCGUCGCCUCGCUCCAUCCCGCCGCACGCCAUGCUUCACCAGGUCCCUCACUAUCCCUUCUUCCGCAGCUUUGCCUUGGACAGCCAGCCGUCUUUGCUGGCCGUCUCACAGGAUCCCCGUCGGCUCUCGGGGUCCAUCAAGCAUUCCAGGUUGGAUGAAGAGGAUAUCCAGUAUCUCAAACGGAAAGGCGCCCUCAGUCUUCCGCCAAAGGGAGUCAUGGACGAGUUUAUUUCCAACUAUUUCCAGCUCUUCCACCCGUUCUUCCCCAUCAUCGACAAGUCCAGUUUCCUGGCCAGCUACUACCGAAGUGAUCGUGGUGCUGCAUCUCUCUCACAGGGCCCAAGUAUAUUGCUUCUUCAGACCAUACUAUUCACGGCCAGUGCGACGGUGCCUAUAAAUGUCGUACGAGACGCUGGCUUCACGACUCGAAAGGAGGCGAGAAUCGCACUCCACAAAAGAGCACGGUAUCUGUACGACUUUGAUUUUGAGUCAGACAACAUCACAAACAUCCAAGCGCUCCUUCUAAUGAGCCACUACUACCCGUCCAUGGUUGAGCAAAAGCACACUUGGUUCUGGAUUCACCAGGCCAUCAGCCUCGCGCAAGGAGUUGGCCUGCACCGAAAUGCUCCCCAGGAGCCUCAGCGCAAACUUUGGGCAAGGUUAUGGUGGGCGUGCCUGGUCAGAGACAGGCUCACCACGCUCGGCACGGGACGCCCAAUGCACAUCAACAGCCUGGAUUGCACAGUUCCAAUGCUCACGCUCGACGAUCUCAAGGAGGAUGGCGAUAGCGAAGAUGACCAGACAGUCAAGGAGUUUUUCAUUGAGUUUGUGAAGCUUUGUCAGUACAUGGAAGGGGUGCUGUCGCUCCCUCAUAACAUCGCUACGGAACCAGGAUCACUGGAGGAGCAGAUCGGCCUCUGCGAGGAUACCCUUCAGCACUGGCGUCUGAAUCUAGUCCCCAGCGCGAGGCUGCACGAAGAAUCUGGGAGGGAUUUUGACAAACGGGGCAUCUGCACUCUCUACAGGGCGCUCCUACAUCUCAUGUACAAUAUUGUCGUCAUCGCUCUUCACAAGUCACAUCAGGUUUUGGACGAGAGCCGCCCUAGCGGUGCACAACCUCCACUGCCAAAAGUUCAAGCAGCCGCCGAAGACUCGACCCGACUGGCUGGCGAGCUCGUCAAAUUAGACCUGAUCAAGUAUUGUCCGACAAUAUGUGUAACAGCUAUCCUGCCGCCGCUCAUUGUUCAUCUUCUCAUGAUGCGAUCCUCGCCAGACCCAUCUAGCAGGCAGCCCCAUAUCGACAGAUUCAACAAGUGUAUGGGGCUGCUGGAACAGCUUGGCGAUAUCUAUUGGCACGCGAGCUUCUAUCACGACUUCUUCAAGCUUGCAGUCAUGCAUUCACAAGGACCGGCAGCAUACACCAACGGGCAAGAACAAGACCCUCUUGUUGCAUUUCUCAAUGACCACAUGCCCGUCAAGCUACCCGUUCUCAGAGGGACAGAACUCUACAGCCAAAACGCCAGUCGGCGGCGUACACCGGCGGGGGAUGAUGUCGAGGACAAUCCUACAAAGCCUUCGGAUACACCAAGCCGGGACGAUGGCGCUGCUAAUCACACGCCAAUCGCGACGACUACUGCCGCUGCUCAGACCGGGUUUUUGGCUCCCACGACGCAAGCUUCCGUGCCUUAUGAACUUGGCUCUGAUGAUUUGGGGCUUGGGGCCGUUGCCCUUCCAGACACCAAUCUCCAGCUUUUCGAAGACUGGCUCGAUGAGUAUGGGUAUUUUCACAACAUCUUUCCAUCUGCUUAA